AUGGCAACCCUCCGAUACUUCAACACCUUCAUUGAUGAGGAACCAAGUGGGAACCUCCUUGAAUCUCGUUCCAAGAGCUGGCCACAACUUGGUGGCACGGGACAUGCUACGGAGGAGAUAGAGGAAAUGGAGACGCAAGCUGCCAACCAUGUUGCCGAGUUGCAGGGCAAAUGGAGCACCUUUGGUGAACGGCACCCGAUGUCCCCGAAACCACAGCCGAAUCGCUCGGCCAACAAAGGCAGCCGUGGUCAUCCUGUAGUGUGCCGCCGGCCUUGCAUCCGCUUCGCGAAGGGAGACUGCGAACUGGGAGAUGCUU
Messenger RNA from Cladocopium goreaui, 316 nucleotides. The record is from the annotation of a GenBank genome assembly. Lineage: Eukaryota; Dinophyceae; Suessiales; Symbiodiniaceae.